This is a messenger RNA of Colletotrichum higginsianum IMI 349063, 1020 nucleotides long. Its product is annotated as Gibberellin 20-oxidase. The transcript has 2 exons. The coding region runs from base 1 to 1020 and encodes 339 amino acids. The record is from RefSeq and is a predicted model, not a curated record. Gene Ontology annotation, molecular function: dioxygenase activity. Lineage: Eukaryota; Fungi; Ascomycota; Sordariomycetes; Glomerellales; Glomerellaceae.
AUGGCUACAACUAACCGUCUCACUGAGAAGAUUGCUGAAGAGGAUGCCGCUCUACGUGUCGUAUCUCUCGAGAAACUAAUGGAUGGAGACAAGUCACAUGUUGAGCAUUUGCUAAAAGCCUGCACUGAGCUCGGAUUCUUUUACUUAGAUUGCCGCAGGGUCGCCUCUGGACAGGUGAUGAGAGAAGUCCAAUGUACAAGCCUGCAGGCCACGGAAACGGUCCUAUCGAGGGGAAGAAAGACGGAUUUGAGGGCCUCAUGGAAUGUCGUUCCCCAUUUCUUUUUGCUAAUCGCGAGACUAACAUUUCAAAAGCUCUUCGAGCAUCCCAUCUCCAAGAUUGCGGAUGGCGCUUCAUUUCCUGGUCCAGAAGUCAUUGCGUCCCGAUUAACACUAUUGAAGCAGGCUAUGUCGACUUUUAGAGAGAUCAGUACUUUGCUUCUAGAACGAUUGUCAAACGCCCUCGACUUGGACGGGAAACUGGCAUACCAACAAUACCACCGGAAAGAGGCCGUUUGCCCAACGGCGCUCGGCCUUCUAAAGUACACCAUUGCAGACCACGAACCAGAGAAAGUCGGCCAGAUUGCCCACACCGAUGCAGGAAGUUUGUCGAUUGUUUUUACUGAAGUUGCAGGGUUGCAGGUGUUGAAACCCAACGAAGAUCAGUGGUAUUACAUUGCACCCAAACCUGGCCAUGCUGUUGUCAACGUGGGCGACGCACUCCGUUUCAUAUCUGGCGGGCUUCUGGAAUCAAGUCUACAUCGGAUUAUCCCUCACAAAGACGAAAUGGGAAGACACAAAUACUCUAUUGUAUAUCUACUGCGGCCGGAGAUGGAUGCCGAGUUUACUGACACUGAAGGUGUUAUUUGGAAAGGGUUGGAAUGGACGAACAAGAAACACGCCGUGUUCCGAGCCGAUGCUGAGGAACAAGCAUUAGGGACAUACCUGACUGGGAGAGAUGGAUACGUGGGCUAUUGGGAUCCUGAAAAAGACAAAGAAAGUGAAACAAUCUCAGUGAGAUAG